Molecule: messenger RNA, 2319 nt
Organism: Phytophthora sojae
Lineage: Eukaryota; Oomycota; Peronosporomycetes; Peronosporales; Peronosporaceae
Exons: 8
Coding region: 1-2319 (772 amino acids)
Source: RefSeq, a predicted model, not a curated record
AUGGGAAAGGGCGCUGGCGACCGGACGUCUGCUGAACCGAAGAACACAGCCGAAUUCUUGAGACAUCUUCGGGCUACACUGCUGCCGGACGCCAAUAACUCAAGACACGUCGGAAGCUCAGCGCCGCCGCCGCCGACAAACGUGAGCGCCGCCGCUCCCAAGGCCGCCGCGCCGCGCCGGUCCCAGGCGAGUGCGCCCAGGGACUCCAAGCACGGGGUGAAGCAGGAGACUCCGCCCGGGAAGAAGAAGAAGUCUGAGCGCAAGCGAGCUCCGCCCAGGAAGUCCAGUCGACGCCUGAGCAGAAACUCCAGUCCAAGCUCAAGCUCCAGCUCCAGAUCGGACUCCGGCUCAAGCUCCAGCUCAAGCAACUCGGAUGACAGUCCGGCCGAGGAUCAUUCAACCUCGGUCAACUCGAGCACCCUACGGCGGUUCGACGAGGCGGCCUCGAUGGGAGACCGCCGGAGCUGGUGGGAGCGUUUCCUCAACAUAUCCGCCCAGGGUGGCUGGACCGAGAUGACCGAGCUGCGUGAGCUCAAGAUGAAGAUGUCGGCACCCGUCCGGAGCUGGAGAGCCCAAUUGUCGAAACAUACCCAGAAGGACUGGAAUAAGUUGGCCAAGGAAUUCCGGCGGAAGUUCCUGAAGUCGCGGACGUCUGAGCCUGAGCGCUACUUCACCAUGAAGCAGAAGUCCGGUGAGACUGCUAUGCAGUUCUUCUAUCGCCUGAACGAGGCUGCGAUCAAGGCGGACAUUCGUUAUAAGAAGGACAAGAAGGACGUCGAUGAUCUGGAGUACAUCCUCGAGCAGGGUGAAGACUUUGAUCUGGACGGAGGCUACGACACUCCACCGCCCGGGAUUUCCGGGCGGACUACAUCUCGCCCAGGCGUUUCAAGCCGGGUCGUCCCGGCCGGGCUUACGUUUGAAGAUGAAGCCGAUAGCUCGGACGAAGACCCGCCAGAGCCCCGCGACUCUGGCCGAGGAUUCUCCAAGCCAAGCUCAGAUGAUGCGCCCAAGGUCGCCACUGCCCCGAGUCCUCCGACAGAACAAGAUGUCAACCGGAUGAUCCUGCGCGCGAUUGAGAAUUGGGGUGGGUCCCACCGCUGCCGCCGGGCUCUCGCCCAGGAUGGCAGUCGCCUCGGCCGGAAGUGCAGUAAGUUUGGCCACAAGGAGAAGAACUGCUGGAAGGACGUCAAGUGUGACAAGUGUGGCCGGCCGGACCGGACACCCGGACUAUGCGUGCAGACACUCCAAGCCGUGAAGACUCUCGCUCGCCAAGGCAUGCUGAAAGACCUACCCGCCCACGUCCUCAAGAAAUUGCUGGACGGGGAGGCCAAUCAGGGGAAGUCGUUAAACGAGCUCAAGCUGAAAUUCCGGGUGUUGCCUGAGCCGGUCAAAGUGACCGGUCUGGGAGGAGCUCCGACGUACAUCACUGCGAGUUCGAGAGUCAAGAUCACGCUUGGAUUCCGUGUUGUCUACGUUCUGGAUGUCUGGGUGACAAACAUAGGUGAAGAUGUGGAAGUCCUCCUGGGAAUGAAUUUCAUGUAUGCGGCCGGACUCCGGCUGUGUGUACGAGAAGGUCAUAUCCGACUGCCGGACGAAGAGAUUGUCCUGAUGUGUAACACCACGCUCCGCCAGAAUCGUGGUCUAGACAUCCCGGUGACGUCUGAGCAGAACCUGUAUCUCCGCCCGGGUGAACAUGCCACUAAGGAGGUAGUCUGGGCGGGCCGCGGAGACCGCUGGGUCACCUGCAUCAACUACGCGGCCAAGUCCUGGGCGAGAUCGGUAAAGGUCGUCAACAUUUCGAACCAGAUGGUGUGGAUCGACACGCGGACCCCUGUCGCACGGAUCGUGGAGUUCGGGUGUUACCCCAUGUCAGGACGAUUUGUCCGCCCGGGGAGUCGGAAGUACCAGGAGUGGCAGACGCUGAUCUACGAGAACACGCCGUCUCCGGAAGAACGAAAGAAGCAGAUGGAGCUCGAAGAUCUCGAGUGGGCUCGCCAACCUCCGGCCGUGAAGCCCGCUGAGUAUCCCUGGCCGAGUAGAAUCCAGGUGAUGGUCGACCGGAAGAAGAAGACGUCCAGGGAGAUCCCGGUGCAGGCCCGCCCGCGGCCGUUGCGGGCGGGAGUUGCUCGAGCUCAGCCAUGGAUCAUGUGCGAUGUGGCAAUUCAGACGUCUACUACGGUGGAGAUUGGCACGCAGACGGACCCGAUCGCCCUCGGCCAGGAAGAGAUGGCUGAGAAGACUCUGGACGUGAGUGAGUCGGAUAGCCCAGCAGAAACCGCGAGUGAGACGGAGCCCGGUCCAGCUUACGCCAAUACAUGA